Messenger RNA from Zea mays, 1412 nucleotides. RefSeq lists its product as uncharacterized. NCBI's taxonomy places the organism in Eukaryota, Viridiplantae, Streptophyta, Magnoliopsida, Poales, Poaceae. Gene Ontology annotation, cellular component: endoplasmic reticulum membrane; intracellular membrane-bounded organelle. Gene Ontology annotation, biological process: lipid biosynthetic process; protein N-linked glycosylation. The transcript is spliced from 4 exons. Bases 227 to 1051 code for a protein of 274 amino acids. Gene Ontology annotation, molecular function: dolichyldiphosphatase activity. The record is from RefSeq and is marked provisional.
GUCGUGCCCUCCUCCUUCCUCCCAGCUUCUCCGGUCAUCCCAGAGUACGGCCAUUCUCUAUCCCGUCAACCACAUCAGGGCAACCUGCCAAACACCGCACUUGCGCAAUCCAUCCAAACCCCCCCGGCAACUCCCCAAUUCCCUCUCCCGGAGUCAUCGACAUGCUUUCCUCCUCCAACAGCUCAGCUCCCGCCGCGCUGUCUCGCGGGAUACCUCUACAAGAACCAUGCCCUGCCUAUUGUUUCUUCUAGCUCCACCGCCUCGCCCCUGUCUAGCUGACUCGGUGAGUCGGUCACCGCUCCCCAACAAAUAUCGGUUCUUCCUGCCCCAGACCCGUAGGCGGCCAAGUCCGCGGCUUGGCGACGGCGUGCGAAUGGCGGAGAUGACCAGGGUUUGGAGCGGCGGGGAACCGCUCGAGGUUGGGGUUUCCAUGGAGAGUGACCCGAUUGUCGGAGGGGAGGCGCCUUCUCGCUCGAGGUGGGAAGCGAGCCGGUGGGCGCCCGUGGAGGCUGCGCUGAAUCGGAUGAGUAAAUGGCUGGUGGCUGGUUGUUUUGCUUUUGCAGCUAUUUGGAAGCGUGAUGCUGAAAUCAUGUGGGUUUUGCUGGGUGCGGUUGGCAACUCUCUGCUUUCGUUGGUUCUCAAGAAGAUGCUAAACCAUGAAAGACCUGCACCAGCUUUGCGGUCUGAUCCUGGGAUGCCAUCGUCCCAUGCACAAUCCAUAUUCUAUGCUGCGACCGUCCUAGCUCUUUCAUUGUACUACUGGCUUGGGACAAAUUAUCUGACCAUGAUUCUUGGGCCUGCAACUCUGUCGUUGGCUGCCUAUCUGUCUUGGCUACGUGUGUCUCGGGGCCUUCAUACACUAAACCAGGUCAUGGUGGGAGCUGUUGUAGGAUCUGCCGUCGGUGCUCUUUGGUUUGUGCUCUGGCAUUGGCUUGUGCAGGAGGCCUUUGCUUCUUCUGUGCUUGUCAGAGUUGCUGUCAUCCUUGGAUCAUCAGCAUUUUGUGUUAGCUUUGUCGUCUACAUGAUUCGUCACUGGCUCAAGGAUGAGUAAUGUACUUCGGAGCUGCAAUGGGAGAUGGACAGAUAGGCAUGGUGAUUUUGGAAAAGUGAAUCCGUUCCGAUUCUUAUCAGAAUCGCUUGAAAAAAUGGUGACAAAUGGGUUUUGGCGGAGCGAUUCACGAGUGGAACAAUUCUCUUUUCCUUCAGAAACUCUCGGAUUGGGGAAAAUGAAGUUUCACACCGAUUCCUAAUAGUCACAUACGCCUCGUGUCACACUAGUAAUUGUAUUUUUUCCCAGUUAAUCAUUUUUAAGUACAAGGAACUAAAUAUGUUGUAUCUAGAGCAAGCUCAGGAGAUUUAUGUCAGGAAUACAAUUUUUGAUGAAAAAAUAUCCUUCAACAACUCGUUUAGAU